GCCCGGCCUUUCAGGUGGAGGAGAGGCCUUUGGAGGAGGCGCCUGCCGAAUCCACCCAGAGGAGGGGGGGUCCGUCCGCUCCGUCUAGGAAGCCAUUCCCUGGGAGCACCUCGCAGAAGCAGGACAUCUCACCAGAUAAUGGGAUGGUCUUGACGGUCCCGCUGGAAACAUCUUUCCUUUGUGUUGGAGCAGAAAUGAUGGCUGGGCUUCCAACUCAGGCUCCCGUUUCCCUCAAGGAAGUGGCCGUCGGUUUCACAGCAGAGGAGUGGGCAUUGCUAGAUUCGAGCCAAAAAGCCCUCCACCAGGAAGUCAUGCUGGAGACUUCUAGGAACGUGGCCUCUCUGGCAGGUGAUGGGCAUGAGAAGGUGGACUGGGAGGAGCUGGGGCUGAUGGCAUCAGGAGGAAACGUGUAUAAUGUAAAAGAAGAAAAGCUUCAAAGUCAAUGGGAACUGAAAAGAUUUGAGAACAUCCAGUCAAAUGACGGAUGGGAGAAAUUAUCUCCUCCUCACCCUCCAGAACUCUACGGCUUCCUGACCCAGCAAGAUCAAAAGGGAAAAUGCCUGGGUUACGGGGAGAUAUGGAGAGAUAAAUCUGAUUCUGGUCAAGAUUGCAAAGCCCACACCGAAGACCAGCAGUGUGACUCUAGAGAGCACGGAAGCAGUUUCGGCCAGAUCUUCCCACUUUCUUUACAACCAAGAGUCUAUGCGGGAGAAAAACGCUACAAAUGUUUGGAGUGUGGGAAGAGCUUCAGCAUCAGCAGUUACCUUAUUUCCCACCAAAGGAUCCACACUGGGGAGAAGCCGUACAAGUGCCGGGAGUGCGGGAAGAGCUUCAGGGUCAGUGCCACCCUCACGCGUCAUCAGAUAAUCCACACCGAAGAAAGACCGUACAAGUGCGCGGAGUGCGGGAAGAACUUCAGCGACUCCAGCACCCUGACUUCCCACAGGAGGAUCCACACAGGGGAGAAGCCCUACCGGUGCGCAGAAUGUGGGCGGAGCUUCAGCCAGAGCGGCCACCUCACCGCGCACAAACGGAUCCACACCGGGGAGCAGCCCUACCGGUGCCAGGAGUGCGGGAAGAGCUUCCGGUGGAGCUCACAGCUGUCUUCCCACGUGAGCAUCCACACCGGGGAGAAGCCCUAUAAAUGUCUGCACUGCGGGAAGAACUUCAGCAAGAGCAGCGACCUCACGCGCCACCAGCGCAUCCACACCGGGGAGAAGCCGUACCGGUGCCCGGUGUGCGGGAAGAGCUUCAGCAUGAGCAGCACCCUCACCUCCCACAGACGGACCCACACCGGGGAGAAGCCCUACCGGUGUCUGCUGUGCGGGAAGAGCUUCUGCCAGAGCGGGCACCUCACCUCCCACAGACGGACCCACGCGUCGGGGUCAGGGGCCGCGUGAGUGGCCUGGGCUGUGGACAGCACUUCAGCAGGAGCACGUUUCUGGCAAUGCG
Messenger RNA from Candoia aspera, 1452 nucleotides. Its product is annotated as zinc finger protein 664-like. Gene Ontology annotation, biological process: regulation of transcription by RNA polymerase II. NCBI's taxonomy places the organism in Eukaryota, Metazoa, Chordata, Lepidosauria, Squamata, Candoiidae. The transcript has 4 exons. The coding region runs from base 144 to 1400 and encodes 418 amino acids. The record is from RefSeq and is a predicted model, not a curated record. Gene Ontology annotation, molecular function: DNA-binding transcription factor activity, RNA polymerase II-specific; RNA polymerase II cis-regulatory region sequence-specific DNA binding.